AUGCAUCGCUACCUGGUGCUGCAGCAACUCGGCGACGGCACCUACGGCUCUGUCGCGUUAGCGCAGCGCAGGGACACUGGUGAGAAAGUCGCGAUCAAACGAAUGAAGCGAAAGUACUACUCUUGGGAUGAAGCCAUGAGCUUACGAGAAGUCAAGUCAUUAAAGAAACUCAACCACGCGAACAUUGUGAAAUUACGCGAGGUCAUCAGAGAGAACGAUACACUGUAUUUUGUAUUUGAGUAUAUGCGUGGAAACCUGUACCAACUGAUACGGGACGCCGAGCGACCGUUCGCGGAGGCGGCCGUGCGCAAUAUACUUUAUCAGGUACUGCAAGGGUUAGCCCACAUGCACCGGCACGGCUUCUUCCACCGCGACCUCAAGCCGGAAAAUUUGCUUUGCGCCGGCUCCGACCUCGUCAAGAUCGCCGACCUAGGGCUUGCGCGCGAAGUGCGCUCGAGGCCGCCCUACACCGAUUACGUGUCGACGCGGUGGUACCGCGCCCCUGAAGUGCUUUUGCGCGACACGAACUACGGCACUCCCAUAGACCUGUGGGCGGUAGGUUGCAUCCUCGCCGAACUCUACACGAGCCGGCCUCUCUUCCCUGGAAACUCUGAGAUAGAUCAACUGCACAAGAUAUGCUCGGUGCUGGGCACCCCGAGCCGCGAGACUUGGCCCGAAGCCUAUGUCCUAGCGGAGGCGCUGCGCCUCCGUUUACCCGCGAGUGCGGGAGUACCGCUAGCUCGCGUCGUACCCCCGGCCUCGCCUGCCGCUUUGGUCCUUCUCGCAGCUUUCUUACGCUACCCGCCACGUGAACGCCCGUCCGCAGCUCAAGCUUUAAGAUAUCCUUUCUUCGCUGUCGGAGCCGCGUUAGUUCUUCCUCCACCCGCCUCCCAAUCGAGAAGAAACACCAUCCGUGGCGAAACAGAGAACGCUGCGCCGGUUCCAAAAACCGACUACGUUUGCGACGUGGAGUCCACGUCUGGAGGGCAAGCUCGUAAAAUGGGACUGCACGACCGUUUUGCAGAUAUAUUGGGGGGUGAAGUGGUUCCCUCAUCUCGUGUGGCUAUCACAAUGCGCGGGCGCAGCGUACUAGCGCCGGUGCAGCCGACGGUCACGCGCGGUACGCGGGAUGCAAUGGGAGCAGCCGCCGCAUACUUUGGUGCUUCACGAUACGUGCAAGGCACUCGCCUCGACACAUCCUUAUUUCGAUCUCUACCUUUACACUCCCUGCAAGAUUCUACAGCUGGUGGGGGUGAAGGGAUACACGUCGAUUGGGCUGCUAAAUACUUGAGAUGA
Messenger RNA from Leptosia nina, 1296 nucleotides. The record is from the annotation of a GenBank genome assembly. NCBI's taxonomy places the organism in Eukaryota, Metazoa, Arthropoda, Insecta, Lepidoptera, Pieridae.